CGGCCGUUACCUGCGGAGCCGAGCGGAGCCGAGGCGUCGGGCAUGGGGGUCCCGGGGCUCUGCCCCGUCCCGCCGCUGCUCCCGCUGCUGCUGCUGCUGCUCCCGCUCCCGGCCGGGACCGUCCUCCCGCACGGCCUCCGCGGCCCCCGCACCCGCCUGCCCCUGCCCGAGGUGGAGCCCUCGGUGUUACGCUUCUCUUGGCCCGGGGUCAGCAACUACAGCGUGCUUGUGGCUGACGUCCUCUCCCAGACCCUCUACGUGGGGGCCCGAGACGCCAUCUUCGCCCUGCCCCGGGGACCCGGAGACCCUCGCAGGAUCGACUGGAAGGUUCCGGACAAACACAGAGACACCUGUAGGAAAAAAGGAAAGAAGGAGGCGGAGUGUCACAACUACAUCCGCAUCCUCGAGUUCGUCAACCGGACCCACAUCUUCGCCUGCGGCACCUUCGCCUUCGACCCGCAGUGCGGAUUCGUCGACACGCGGAGUUUCCGCCAAGUGGAGCGUCCGGAGAGCGGCCGGGGCCGAUGUCCCUUUGACCCAGCUCAGUCCUCGGCAGCCGUGAUGGUCGGGGGCGUCCUCUACGCCGCGACCGUGAACAACUUCCUGGGGUCGGAGCCGAUCAUCUCGCGGGCCACGGGAAGUCCGGACCAACGGGUGCGGACGGAGAAUUCGGCCGUCUGGCUCAAUGCCCCCAGGUUCGUGGCAGCCGAGUUCGUGGAGGGGGACGCAGGAGAGGACGACGAGAUCUUCUUCUUCUUCACCGAGACGGCCCGGGAGUACGGCUCCGGCGAGAAGCUGACCGUGCCUCGCCUGGCCAGGGUGUGCAAGGGGGACCUGGGGGGUCUGAAGACCCUGCAGAGGCGGUGGACCACGUUCCUGAAGGCCUCGCUGCUCUGCCCGGCCCCCGACCUCGGCCGAAGCCUUCCGGUCCUGCGGGCCGUGGUGACCCUGACCUCCACGGCCCAGGGCGGGGACGGGGACCCCCUGCUCUUCUACGGACUCUUCUCCUCCCAGCGGGACGGCCCAGAGACCUCUGCCAUCUGCACCUUCAGCAUGAAGAACAUCCAAGAAGCCCUGAGGGGCCACUUCAAGGAAUUCGAACGAGCCUGCGACAGAUGGAUCCCGGUGACGGACGGGAGCGUCCCCCAGCCUCGGCCUGGGAGGUGCAUCCCCAGCGGCACGAAGGGCCCCGGCUACGGCUCCUCGCUCUCUCUGCCGGACCGGGUCCUCGCGUUCGCCCGCGAUCAUCCCCUCAUGGACCAGGCCGUCCGUCCCGACGGGAGUCGCCCCUUGCUAAUCAGCGAGGACACUGCUUAUCGCCAGCUCACUGGGCACAGGGUGGCCAGCCUGUCCGGCAAGGAGUACGACGUGCUCUACCUGGGAACAGAGCAAGGCCACCUGCACAGAGCGGUGAGGAUCGGUCCGCAGAUCUUCGUCCUGGAGGCCCGGGAGCUGUUCAAGGAGCCUCAGCCGGUCCAGAGCCUGCUCCUCCGAGGGGAUUGGCUGGCCGUGGGCUCCGGAGGGGAAGUGACCAGGGUGAACACGACGGACUGCGGGCGGCAGCGGACGUGCCAGGACUGCGUGUUGGCCAGAGACCCGGCCUGCGCCUGGAGCUUGGGGCUGGGGUCCUGCGUCGCCCACCGGGACGGGGACCCCGAGGGGUUGGUCCAAGAUAUCGAGUCCGCCGACAUCUCCGCCCUCUGCCCCAAGGAGAAGGCAGUGAUGCCGGCGGAGGCGGAGGUGCCCGUGGUCCCGGCGGCUCACGUGGUCCUGCCCUGCUCUCCCCGUUCGUCGUGGUCGUCCUGCGUGUGGCACCUCCCGCCCGGCACCCGGGGGCCCGUGGCGCAGCGGCCGGACGGGCUGGAGUUCCCGGUGACCCGGGUGGCCCUGGGCCAGUACACCUGCGAGUGCAGCGAGGGGGGCGCGGCCCGCGUGGUGGCCGCCUACCGCCUGGUGUGGGGCGGCCGGGGGUCCCCCGAGCGGGUCCGGCGUUCCCGGGAGCGGGGCUACGCCGUGGCCGCGGGCCUGGCCUGCUUCGUCCUGGGCUUCGCCGCCGGCGGCCUGGCCUUCCUGGGUCACGGGCGGCGCAGGCGGAGGCGACGGCAGCGGGAGCUCCUGGCCCGAGACAAGGCCGGCCUGGACCUCAUCCCGCCGUCGGGCACCACCAGCUGCAGCCACGAGCCCCACACGCCCAGCUCCCCCGAGGACGAGCGUCACCCCCUGGCCGGGGCCGCCAAGAACGGCCCCAACGGCUUCCCUCCGUCCUACCAGCGGGGGUUCCCGGACACGGACCGGGCCCGGAUCUUCCUGGCCGAGGCGCCCCUGGCCAGGUGCGACGAGACGUCCAUCUAGGGCCGCCCGCCGCCUCCGGGACGGGGUGCCCGGAAGGGGCGGGGGCGG
Messenger RNA from Ornithorhynchus anatinus (platypus), 2400 nucleotides. It is a transcript of the gene SEMA4F, whose product is annotated as ssemaphorin 4F. Bases 43 to 2352 code for a protein of 769 amino acids. Gene Ontology annotation, molecular function: semaphorin receptor binding; chemorepellent activity. The record is from RefSeq and is a predicted model, not a curated record. Gene Ontology annotation, biological process: negative regulation of axon extension involved in axon guidance; axon guidance; semaphorin-plexin signaling pathway. Lineage: Eukaryota; Metazoa; Chordata; Mammalia; Monotremata; Ornithorhynchidae. The transcript has 14 exons.